AUGGCAUCUAAUGCUACCACUCCUGCCGCAGGUCAAACUGCUGGUAAUGGAGCACCUGCCGCAUCUGCCACACCACCUACCGGACCACCUACUGCACCACCUACCGAGCCUCCUGCCGGACCACCUGCCGAGCCACCUGCCGGACUACCUGCUCCUGCUCCUCCUCCAGCAGUAGAAGUCGAUAUUGGUAUAAAUCAACAACCAGUAAUCGAACAAACCAGAAAGCGCAAACAGGAAGGUUUCGAAGACACUCGUCCAAAGCGAUUAGGAAUGCCCAAAGAUGAUGCUAGUCCAGAAGAGCGUGCUUUGGCUGAGUUCAGGAUCAUUAAAAGUGAUCUUGGGAAUUGGUACGUUAGAAAUCGAGGACGUGAUUACCCAGGUCCAAAGACUCUUGCUGGUAAGAUUAAUGGAAGCAGAUCUGCCAUCCUAAUUCUCAAGGAAAUUGGGAGAGGUGCUACCGAAAUGCUUAAUGUUAGAGUCAAGUUUGAUAUGUUCAGUCAAGCACCAAGAUUGAGAAUAUUCGCUGGUGAAUAUCACUUCUCUUUACAUAGUCACAAUUUUGCUGCUAUGACUGCAACCAAUCAAAUCUGGAAGCAAAAGGUCCAUCUAAUUACUGAAGCGAGUGAUGAGGCUAAGAAUGCCAGCAGGGCAGAAAUUGCGAAGAUUCUAGCGACAGAUUUCCAAAGUCCUUGUCAAAGAGAUGUUGAUCGAUUGAUCGAAUUCGCCCAACACAAUAGAGAACCGCUACUCGAAUUCUUUGGAUUUAAUUUAGGUGGACCAUUUUAUUGGGAUGCGAAACCAGAAUCAGCCGUCGAUCUCGCAGUAAUGGAAGUGUUCAUGAGUAAACUCAGCCAUGGUAGAUUCCACGCAACAUUGGUGCGCUCUCUUAACCCCGUCGCUAGAGCCUCUUUUGAAUACCAUGACGCUCAUUGGAAAUCUCAAAUGGAAGCCAGCAUCAGACAUGGUACUUAUCCUUUCUAUAGGAAGGUCAUUGGAGAUACAGCUGGAGAAGUAUUCAAGGACUGGGAGAAGGACCCCAACAUCACGCUUAUGCAUCAAAGAUGGAUGAGACAUCCACAUUUCGCAGAAGAAUUGAAGAGUUAUGCAUCCCAUGCAGCACGAAGAUCUUUCGGUUCACCAAGAGAUAUGCAAAUCGGCUUGAGUCUUGGUGUCAUUUUUGAAGGCAUGUGGGAGAAAUACAACAUCAGCCGUUACUUCAGUCCUGAGUUUACACACCAAAGUACAGUCAAGAGCAAAAAAGGACCUUUCAUACAAUUACACGUAACUGUUGAAAAGGAUGAGAACUUUGCCAUGCCUGAUGUCGCUCCAGGUACUCACAUGAAGUUUACCGUUGUACCUCUGCCUAUUGAUCCAGAAGCACCAAAGGAACCAGUAGCCGAUCCUGGAUUUAUCAUGGUUAAGGGUAUGAAGCAAAAGAGAAAGGCGAUGCCACCUGGUGGUUGGAUGCCUGCAACUGAGGUAGUUAAAGCUCGUGUCCUAUCAGUCGACACUCAGAUGGACUUCGUACUUGGAUUUCAAAUCGUCAACGCAGACUACCAAAAAGCAUUCAGCAACAAUGCUAAUUUGGAGAUUUGUAUCGAGAUGGAUAGAAAUACGAUCCCCGCCAAUCGCAUGUUAAUGGCUAUUGCAAAACUUUGCGGUCCACCCAGGGCAGUAAACGAAUUCAGGCAACGAGCGUUUCUCAUGGGUCAUGGUGUCGAGAAUGUAGGUUCCUCUAUUUAUACUGAAUUCAAGGAUCAGAUGACCAAGCAACAGAGAGGUGCUUUCGACUAUUUGUGCAAAUCAAUGGACAUGAACAAGCAACAAUUGCGUGCAUGGGAGUUGAUGUUUUACAGCAACUGUCACACCAGCCUUCUUCAAGGUCCACCAGGAACUGGAAAGACAAAGACUGUUGCUGGUCAAGGUUUAGGACUUGCAUUAUGUGGAGUGAAGACUCUCAUUACUGCUCCUUCGAACACAGCCGCAAGAGAAGUAAUGAUCAAGCUUCUGGAUAUGUUGGCCACUAUCCGUGAAAAGUUCCCUCAAGUUGAUGAAUGGUUUGACAUUGUUUAUCUUCCAACUCGCGGUACCACCAUAUCCGAUUUGAAGGAAGCUGACAUUGACUGGGAUUCUCUAGCCUAUGAUAUCGUUGUAGAAGGAGAGAGUCAAACUGGUCAAGCCGGUCUUGAUAAGAACGCUCUCUGGAAACACGUGGUUAAGUCUUUUGAAGAGGAUGCCGAGAACAAAGAUGACGCGGGGAAACAACAGGUUGCCAAGCAAUGGUUGAUUACACUCAAGCAGUUCAAGAACUGUAUACCCAUCACUUCAAAGGAGAAGAAGAAGUUCUUCUUGAGAGCCGAGAGCAAGACGCAGGAGAUCUUUACUUCCUUGACUUCCAAGGUGAAGAUUGUGAUUUGCACUUGCAAUACUGCACAUCUCCUUCAAGGAUACGGUUACAAGCCACAAGCCUGCCUCACGGAUGAAGCUGCAUUUGGUGCUGAACCAGAAGUCUUGAUUCCAGCCGCACUCUGCGCUUCCAAGAAUCAAUACUCUGGUGAUCACAAGCAAUUGCACCCAGUCGUUAAAUCUGCCGGUCACAAUGAGUUCUCAAACCAGUUGGGUUUGUCGUUGUUUGAGAGAUUCUUCAAUCACCACAGCGCUCACUUGGUGAGAUUCAACAUGAAUUAUCGCAUGUGCAAGAGAAUCGCAAACUUCCCUGGUAUUGCGACGUAUGGAUUCUUGGCCUCUCAUGCUAGCACCAUGGUGGAAAGCGACACAUUGAAGUAUUACAAUCAAUGGUGGAACUCGGAUAAUGCUGAACCAUACAGAGCUGCGCGUCGUAAGCCUGAAUUUGGUGGACCCAAGGACGAUAAUGCUCAACGCUUGUUCAUCAAUGUGAGAGAUGGUAAAUCUGCACCAAGGGAAGGCGGAAAAUCCAAGAGAAAUUUCGCAAACAUCAACGCCGUCUGCGAUUUCACCAUGAACUUGUUCAGACAUGAACCCACUGUUGAUGUCACCAAGAUUGAUCUCGAUAAAAUCACAGUCUUAAUACUAUAUAAGGAAGAAUUGCACGAGAUCUCUAGACAACUCAUGAUGAGAUUAAAGGCCGAGUAUCCUAAGAUUGAAAGAUUCCCUCGAUUCCGUACCAUCGAUAGUACGCAAGGUGGUGAGAACGAAGUCGUCUUGCUUGCAGUGACUCCUGCCGAUCAGUACAAUGGUGGACUUAUUGGAUUCUUAAGUGAAUGGAAUCGAAUGAACGUCGCCUUGACCCGUGGUAAGAGUGUCAUGGUUAUUUUCGGAAACUUGGAUCUCUGGCGUUCGCAAUUGGUUGUCAUCACUCAGACUUUGAGGGCUAAGAACUUUGCGCUCAUGAUUAUGGAUCUCCUGGAUCUUGGUGAUGUCAUUGAUGUCGAUGGUGAUAAUUGGCUUCCAAAGACAUUUGCUCAAUUGAGGAAUGGUCGUCCAGCUUGGACCAUGGAAAUUGAAAAGACUCGUAAGGAGGAUUCGCAAUUAACUCCUCUGGCCAAAUCGCUCUUAUCUAUGCACCAGGAUCCAGCGGUUAAGACCGGGUAUGAGCAGAAACUUCUUGCCGAAUUGGUCGCAUUGAGAAAGGUAGCAAGCGACUUCGAGAAAUUGGAGGAAGCUGGCGUUGAGUAUAAUUUGCCUUCUUUUGGACCAGCUGAACAGAUUGUCGAUGGAGUUCAAGAAGAAGUAGAUGAAGAAGAUAGUGAGGGGAUCGCCUUGCGAAACUUGUUCCCGGGAGCUUCGAUGAAAGACAAGGCAGAGAAGAAGGAUGCUGACGGAGAUGAGGCCAUGAAGGAUGACAAUGGAAUCUCUUUGAUAGAUAAAGCCUCAGCUACAAUUGCAUCUGAAAUCUCUAAGGAGGCUACAGAUCGUGAAAAUGCUGCCAAGGAAUCAUCUGGGGACGAUACUGCAAUGUCCACAGAUGAAAAUAUCGACGAGGCGGUGAAUGCUAUUUUGGAAGACCUUGCUUCGUAA
Botrytis sinoallii is the source of this 3999-nucleotide messenger RNA. RefSeq lists its product as uncharacterized. Gene Ontology annotation, cellular component: nuclear body. Gene Ontology annotation, molecular function: transcription termination site sequence-specific DNA binding; helicase activity. The transcript has a single exon. Bases 1 to 3999 code for a protein of 1332 amino acids. NCBI's taxonomy places the organism in Eukaryota, Fungi, Ascomycota, Leotiomycetes, Helotiales, Sclerotiniaceae. Gene Ontology annotation, biological process: termination of RNA polymerase II transcription. The record is from RefSeq and is a predicted model, not a curated record.